Molecule: messenger RNA, 3199 nt
Organism: Varroa destructor (honeybee mite)
Lineage: Eukaryota; Metazoa; Arthropoda; Arachnida; Mesostigmata; Varroidae
Product: sedoheptulokinase-like
Biological process (GO): phosphorylation; glycerol metabolic process
Cellular component (GO): cytosol
Molecular function (GO): sedoheptulokinase activity
Source: RefSeq, a predicted model, not a curated record
CCACGGUAUGAAACGCUGAGGUCGUCGAUAUACGGAGGCUCAUUAUAUAUACGAAACUCUCAGACUGUGGGAGCUACAUAUAAGUACAAUGAUAUAUAGUGCAAAUGUUAUUUAUAUUGGUCUACCUGCAUAGCUCAAUAAAAACAUACGGUUUAGAGCUGUGUAUAGUAGCACAAAGUAGUUGAUAUCAUUUACGUCGCUUGAAGGUAACCAGGUAUACAUUGUAAUAGCGAGCACACUUGAUACGAUAAUUACCUCUGUUCCUGAUUGCUGAUUAUUCAUUAAACCUAGACAAUCACGUUCUCUUGAGUUUAACUAACUAAAAAAGUUACAGUCGUUAGUUGUUAUGUGCGUUUGGGACCUCGAUGCAUCUGAUGCGGUUGGAGGGCAAACGAUUCGUUGAUAACACAGAUAAAUUGGUUGAAUGAGGACAUGAGAAGCCCCCAGAGGCAAAACGGCAAAGAUCACAAUGCGUUUUAUCUUUCUGUGACAACAUUGCAUGCUUACUAGCAGUACAACGACGUUGUCAGGGGAGAGGACUGAUCGUUAUUCUGCAUUGUUCCAGCAGUAGCUGUAAGUAGAGGUAAAUACGGAGAAGUAGGAAUAGAUACUUAGGCUGAAGUAGGGAUGGACAGACACCUGGAUUACAACAUAUAGGAUUGUUUGUGAGCCUAUCACCGCUUUGGUUCUGCAACUCCUGGCAGGCAAGUUUAUAUUUCAAAUAUCUUUCCUCCCUUCGUAAUCAUUAUUUUAGUACAACUGAAUUGUGAAUAUAAAAAAUAUAAAGAAAAAGCAACCUAAGUAUAAAAGAGUUUAUGAGCCAUGGAAGAGAAUCAGUACAUCCUUGGAGUGGAUCUUGGUACAACAACAGUAAAAGUGUGCCUUAUCGAUGCGAACUCACGUAAAAAAGUGUUAGAGCAGAGCCAAAUAACGAAAGCCAGAGUGGAGGUUGAAGCUCCACGGGCCGAACAAUGCCCAGAAAAGAUUCUUUUUGCUGUACAGUAUUGCCUUGCAGCUAUUGAAAGGAAGUACCUAAGCAAUGUGGUCAGCAUCGGAGUUUGUGGACAAAUGCAUGGAGUAGUUUUAUGGAAACGAAACGCAUGGACUUACGAUCCUGCAAAUGAAAAGUUUGUUUUUAACAAAAAGUGCAUGAGUACGCUUAUAACCUGGCAGGAUCAGAGGUGUUCCGAGGAGUUUUUGAGAGCUUUACCGAAACGGUCUUCGACAAGUGUCGUAGAUCCUUGCGCCGGUUUCGGAUGCGCAACAUUAUUCUGGUUACUGAGAAAAGGUGACCUGCUCCAAGAUUUUGAGUGUGUAGGAACGAUUCAGGAUCUCAUGGUGGCCAUGCUCACCGGACUGAAUAAACCCGUCAUGACACCCCAAAAUGCCGCCUCAUUUGGUUAUUUUGACGUGGAAACUAACCAAUGGGACCUACAAGCCUUGGAGUUGUCAGAUUUUCCAUGUGACAUUCUGCCUGAGAUCGUUGACGAAAGUCAAGUAGCCGGCGAACUAAGACACUUUUGGCUCGGAAUUCCUGCGCGUACCGUCAUAUUCCCUGCUACAGGCGAUGCACAGUGUUCAGUGUUGUCGGGCCUUCAAGCCAGAGAGGGAUCCGCUAUACUUUACAUGGGAACAAGCGCACAGAUUUCGUUUGUCGUUGAUUACCGUGGCCGCAACCACAAGGGCCACCACACAUACUUCCCAUACUUCAACGGAAAACAUCUUUGUGUAGCAGCAUCUUUGAACGGCGGAAACGUUUUGACACAAUUUGUAGACAUGGUCAAGCUAUGGCUUUAUGACCUCGGUGUGUCACUGCCAGAGUCCAAAGUCUGGGACCGACUGCUUAAUCCAACCGCUUUGACCGAGCAGCAGAUCUUUACUGGUGUUAAUGCCCGGACAGAAAGUAUUCGCGUACGUCCUCUUUUAUUCGGCGAGCGUCACAAUCCACAAUCAAGUGGCUCUGUGACGGGUAUACGAGCUCAAAUGCCAACUUUAGAUAAGACUUUUCGUGCCAUUUGUGCGGGCCUCAUUGACAACCUUGUAGAAAUGUUACCUUUGAGCGUCUUGCAGGAUCAUGGUAUUAGCAGACUUGUCUGCGCUGGUAAAGUAAUUAACCACAAUCGCGUUAUAAGCUCGGAAGUGCAGAGAGUUUUCCAGGAUUUUUCGGUCGAAUUUGCAAGCGAUUGUGAUUCCGCUCUUGGGGCGGCAUUAGGGGCUGCUAUGUUUCGUCGUUAGUAGUUCGAUGCAAAUACCCUAAGAAAUAUAGAACAAAAUCUACCUUUGAUUUACAUUGGUAUUUACCACACGGCCCCGAUCAGUUAACUUAUAUGAGUAAUAAAAAUACGCAGAAAACAAAUGUUUUACAAACGCUGCUUAUAUAUUAAGUGUCGAUAAUUGGAUCCAUUUUUGAUAAUGUAUAUGUUGUCUUUUUGUAUUUAAAAUAUUUUUUUAUUAUAUUAUUAACGUUUUCUUUCUAGAGGUGUUGUCUGUGGUGAAACUUCUAGGAGCGACACUGAAUGGUGGUUACCGAAUAUAUAUAGCCCCUAAAACUCUCAACGGCCCUAUUUUAUGGUACUGCUAGUUAAAAACAGGUUCAUCACGCACAUUGUAUUAUUAAGGAUUACUAACGGCUUACCGUCACCCUGAUAACACCGAAAAUUGUCUAGCUACUGCGACGUGGAAUGAGUGAGCGAUUACAGGCUACAAGUAGCACAUGGUAGUAACAAGCAGCAGUAUGCCAUCUGGAGAAGUCCGGCAGCUAUGAGGUGUGCCAUACCGAGGAUUUUCUACGCCAGGGAUCGAAGACUUUCUCAACUGAUAGGUUAUUAGUGGUAGCGUUGAACACUGAUAUUUUGUGAAAAGUUUUACUUGUAUUUGCUAGCAGCUGUGAAUUCCUCUAGACGUUCCACAUAUCACUGAAUUUAAUUGAAGAUAUCUGAUUUCUGAACCCAAACUGAAUAUAUCUGCAUGCGUUCUUUUUGUGAAAACUAUCAUCCACUGCUUUUUAAUAAUAGCACGUGUAACGAUCCUAUCGCUAAAGGAGAAUUUAAACUACUAUGGAAAGGGAAGAUAUUUACUGAGACGUGUCGUAAAAUAGGUAUCCAUUAUCACAUGUACAAACAGUCGGCCUAUUACAUGUGAUUCAGGCAUCCGACUGUCUUUUUGUUUGUCGAGAGGUAUAGAUUGUUCAAGAUGUAGU